GUUAGAAGAACAGUCUCUUUGCGUCUCUGACUGACUUCGGUCUCCCCGUUUACUCCUCACCGUGCACCGCUUCAUACGCUCCAAAAAUGCUAAAACAAAAAACCCAUUAAGCCAAAAUCCCUCUUUCUUGUGUUUGUGUUAAAGAAAAAGAGUUGCAGAAUCCCAAGCUUUCAUCUUUACUAGUUUUCUCUUGUUGGAGGUAGGUUGUGAAGGGGGUUUCACAGAGUGAAGCUUGAGAUUGAAAUAGGUGGAAGGUCAUUAUCCAGAAGAUGGGUGGUUUUUGCUCUAGAAGGGCUACCGCUGAUAGCACAACAGAUCAUGGCAUUCCACAUGUGAAUGGUCAUCUUAAUUACGGUGCUGGAACGGUUUAUCAGUCGCGUGGAUUGCCCAUACAACUAAGCAGUGAUCCUAUGCAAUCCCCUGCUGGGGAAAGCCAGCAACUAACUGAACCAGCAUUAUCUUAUCCGGAGAUGAAUGAUAUUUCUCUUGGGAUUCCUAUGGAUGAUGUUGAUGAUGGAAUUCCAAUAUUGUCCAGGGUUUUAUCUAACAAAUCCAGAUCAGCAAGGUCAAAGCAAGUUGCAAUUGCAAAGGUUUCUGAAAUGAGUUCACUGUUGGGAAGAGCAGGUACGGCGGGGAUUGGGAAGGCUGUAAAUGUGUUGGACACACUGGGUAGCAGCAUGACAAAUUUAAACUUAAGUAGCGGUUUUGUGUCAAACAUGGCAACCAAGGGAAAUAAAAUUGCAAUUUUGGCAUUUGAAGUUGCAAACACCAUUGUCAAGGCUGCCAAUCUUAUGCAUUCUCUUUCAGAAGAAAAUGUGCAACAUUUGAAGAAGGUGGUGCUUCCUUCAGAAGGUGUGCAGCUCCUGAUAACAAAGGAUAUGGAUGAACUCUUGAGAAUUGCUGCAGCAGACAAGAGGGAUGAACUGAAAAUAUUCUCUGAUGAAGUGGUUCGUUUUGGAAAUCGCUGUAAAGAUCCUCAAUGGCACAACUUGGAACGUUACUUCGAAAAGCUGGAAUCUGAACUGACACCUCAUAAAAACUUGAAAGAAGAAGCAGAGGCUGUAAUGGUGCAGUUGAUGAUCUUGGUUCAGUAUACAGCUGAACUGUACCAUGAAUUCCAUGCUUUGGACAGAUUUGAGCAAGAUUAUCGGCGUAAAGUUCAAGAAGAGGAUACUUCAAAUGCUACUCAGAGAGGAGAUACCAUUGCAAUUUUAAAGGCAGAGUUGAAAAGUCAAAGGAAACAUGUCAAAAAUUUGGAAAAAAAAUCCCUCUGGUCCAAGAUAUUAGAAGAGGUAACAGAGAAGCUUGUGGACAUUGUGCAUUUCCUUCAUUUGGAAAUCCAUGCUGCAUUUGGCUGUGCUGAUGGAGAGAGAUCUAUGAAAAACAACAACCAGAGGUUGGGAUCUGCUGGUCUUGCAUUGCAUUAUGCGAAUAUCAUCACUCAGAUUGAUACAAUUGUUGCUCGACCAGGUUCAGUGCCCCCAAAUACAAGAGAUGCUCUAUACCAUGGAUUGCCACCAAGCAUAAAGUCAGCUUUACGUUUCAAAUUAAUGUCAUUCUCACUCAAGGAAGAGUUGACAGUGCCACAAAUCAAAGGUGAAAUGGAGAAAACAUUGCAGUGGCUUGUACCGAUGGCAGCCAAUACUACCAAAGCUCAUCAUGGCUUUGGAUGGGUUGGAGAAUGGGCAAAUACAGGGUCCGAAAUGAACAGGAAAUCUUCGAGCCAGGUUGAUCUUCUUCGAAUUGAGACACUGUAUCAUGCAGACAAGGAGAAAACAGAAGCAUAUAUUCUUGAAUUAGUGGUGUGGCUCCAUCAUCUUGUCAGUCAGUCGAAAAGUGCUAAUGCUGGAGUGAAAUCUCCAACCCGUUCCCCUAAUCAAAAGACAAUUGAGUUAUCUAAUCACCGAUCAAGCUCUCCAUCAUCCCCAUUAUCGGUUGAAGAUCAAGAAAUGCUUCGUGAUGUAAGCAAGAGAAAACUAACUCCAGGGAUUAGCAAGUCUCAAGAAUUUGCAAAAACAGGGUUGAGCAAGUACCACAGGCUGAGUAAGAGCAGUAGCCAUUCACCUAUAAAUGAAACCAGAAAGAACCCGUUCCCUAUCAAGAGACCGUCUUCUGUUCCAGUGAUUGACUUUGACACUGACCGCAUGAAAGCUUUGGAUGUCAUCGACAGGGUGGACUCAAUUAGAGGUGCAUAAUUGGUACAACAUUACGCUGCAUUUCCAGCUUAGGAUAUCAUUGUGCAUAGUGAUAGUAUGUUUAUUUACUGCAUUGGCAAAACGUAAAUAGAGAGCAACUUUUAGUUAGCUGUACAUUGGCUAUAUUAUGAUGGCCUAGCAGGCUUAAUGCAUCAACAAAUUAUCUUCA
This is a messenger RNA of Solanum verrucosum, 2364 nucleotides long. RefSeq names its product protein PSK SIMULATOR 1-like. The record is from RefSeq and is a predicted model, not a curated record. Gene Ontology annotation, biological process: positive regulation of growth. The coding region runs from base 270 to 2195 and encodes 641 amino acids. NCBI's taxonomy places the organism in Eukaryota, Viridiplantae, Streptophyta, Magnoliopsida, Solanales, Solanaceae. The transcript is spliced from 13 exons.